Molecule: messenger RNA, 600 nt
Organism: Microthlaspi erraticum
Lineage: Eukaryota; Viridiplantae; Streptophyta; Magnoliopsida; Brassicales; Brassicaceae
Source: the annotation of a GenBank genome assembly
AUGAAAAAUAAGGCCAAAGAAGAAGGUUCGAUUGUUGAACAAUACAUUAAUGAAGAAAUCUCUACUUUUGGGAGAGGCAGUGGUAAAGAAAAGGAGAUAUGGCUUCAAGGCCAAGACCUCCGUAUCGCACAAACAUAUAUUCUGUUAAACUGCGAAGAAGUACGGCUGUUUGAAAGGUUAUUUGACGAGAAAAUGACUGUCUUACAUCCUGGGAUAAGUGAAAACAAUCUAUAUGUGCUUAAAGAAAAGAACUUUGCAAGCUGGUUACAAGAGCACGUGGAGAAUACCUAUAAUUCACAUCCAAAGUGGUUGCAGACACUCGCCCAUGGUCCGAUGCCGAAAAAGAAAGAUCAACAAUGGAAAGCAACAAUCGUCAUACAACCAAGAGGAAAAAUAUUGCUCAACCAAAGCUUGGAUUUCACUGCAAUGCAACAUGAAAGUAUUGAUCCAGUUAUUUAUGCUGAUUCGUUGCACACUGAGACGCUAGCAAAUAUUAAUGGCCAUGCAGAAGAUCUUGAAGAUAUUGAAGAAGAAAUUGCUAGAUCAGAUGCUGAAGAUGGAAAUCUGGACAUCGAACAAGAGGAUGAAGACUCUGAAUAA